Messenger RNA from Drosophila serrata, 4352 nucleotides. RefSeq names its product Formin homology 2 domain containing (gene Fhos). Lineage: Eukaryota; Metazoa; Arthropoda; Insecta; Diptera; Drosophilidae. Gene Ontology annotation, biological process: cortical actin cytoskeleton organization. Gene Ontology annotation, cellular component: cytoplasm; cytoskeleton. The record is from RefSeq and is a predicted model, not a curated record. Gene Ontology annotation, molecular function: actin filament binding.
AGCUAUAGGCUAUAGUAUCUGUAUUGUAUCUGAAGGUGCUCCGGUCUAUAUAUCCGACCUGACAGUGCGUGCCGGUGGAUUAUGUAAAGUGGCACACGAGCGAUCGCAGAAUAUAUCUCAAGCCAUCUCAAGAAAAACAAAGAAACCGAAAGAAAAGCGAGUUGAUUCCCGAAAGAAGGGAAACUGAAAUCGAAACAGAAUGAAAAACAAGUAGAGAUAAAGCGAGAAGAUCGCUAGGAAAUUUGUCGCACGCGCACGAUCUCAGUAAGUGCAUCUAAUUUAUUUUGCAUCUAUUGCAAUUGAGAGGCGUUCGCGCGGAUGCAUCCGCCAGAUACGUUUUCGUAAUUGUCGUCAGCGGUUCGAGUUGCGCGCGUGUGUUCCCCGGAUUGGAUUACCAUCAAACAAGCAGAAUAAAAAUACAAGAUAAUUUUUAAAACAUUCUAUUGAAAAGGCCCCACUGUGAGGGAUAUAAUUUGAGUGGUCCCAUCGAGGAUCCCUUUGCCAAGAGCAACGCAAUGUCGUCCUACCGCAGUUAUACUCCCUGGAAAACUAGCCUGGGCAGCUCCUACAAGCCGACAAGUUCUUCGUACGGUUCAACCGGAGACUCCACUUCACGCUACACAUCACUAGCCACUCCCAGCGCCUACAGACCUUCGUUUUCCGGCGGAACAUAUCGCCUGAAGAGAGAUCCGCCACCAAGCACUGCCAGCACCACUCCGGUGACCAGUUAUGUGAGCCGCUAUGCCAAGACAGAUCCCAAAGAGACAGCUCCCAGUGAGCGGACCAGUCCGGUCAAGAGGUAUACAGGUGCAAGCACCAGCUCCCUGGGGAAAUAUGGACGAUCCCGGGAUCCUAGUCCGGUGGCCUUGGAGCACACAAAUCGAAACAAGUCGCGGGACCCAAGUCCCGUCAUAGACAGUGCCAGAAGCAAAUUGGGGGCCACAUAUCGUGGCGGCAAUACAGCCUCCAGUUCAUCCUCCUCCGCCUCCCGGAACGGCUACAGCAGUCGCUAUGGCGGCACAACCUCCCGGAUCUCAGGGAAUGGAAGUGCCAUUUCCUAUCUGACCACCAGCGACUUUCAUGCGAGAACCGCCAGCAGGGCCAAGGCAAGUCGGGAGAGGGAGCGGGAAAAGGAAAAGGAACUGGAAAUUGAGGAGAAGCCAAGCGAAGUGGUCUCACAGGGCAAGGAAAAGUCCAUAGAGAAACAGCUGGAGGAACAAACGACUACCAAUAAUGAGGCUGAUAUUCCUGAAACAUUCAUCAGCAUCUCGGUGGUCACCAGAGCCACUUCACCCACCUUACCGGGCAGCACCACCGUACAGCGCACACGUCGCAUUGAUCCGGCAAAAACCAUUGAAAAGACCAUCCAAAGAUCUACGAAAAGACGUCCCACCGUUGAUCAGGAAAUCCAAUCGGAUCGUAUGGAUGAUUCCACGCGAUAUCUUCGCUACAGUGCCGGCGGGAGUAGUCUCAGCUCCACAUAUAGUCCACAUAGGGAUCGGAUCAGCAGUUUGAGGUACAGUGCCAGUCCGCAUAGCUCGGGAUCAGGCAAGUCCAGUCCGUUGAGUGAGGGAAAACUAAGUCAGCCCAUCCCAGAGGCAGUAUCUCCGGCUAGAACCAAUGGCUCUGUGAGCUCGGCUAAGUCCUCUGAAGCCCUAUCUCCUUCGAGAACUAAUGGCAAUGUGAGUUCGGCCAAAUCCUCCGAAGCCUUAUCUCCCCCGAGAAGCAAUGGCUCCUCAAAGUCCCCAGAAGCGGUGUCUCCAGCUAGAACCAAUGGCUCUGUGAGCUCAGCGAGAUCAACGGAGGCCUUAUCUCCUCCCCGAAGUAAUGGUUGCUCUCCAAAAUCUUUGGAAGCAGUUUCUCCACCCAGAUCCAAUAGUUCCUCAAAGUCCACAAAGUCGAAGCUUUCGCCACCGAAAGCCGUGCGUCUGAAUUCCCGGCAAUCUUCGGUCGAGAAUCUGGUGAACAAGCCACCGGCUCCUCCCAGCAAGGCGGACUCACCCACCAAGACCUGCAGCUCCAGUUCGGGUAGUUCCGCAGUCAAGUGGCCCAACAAGGAUUUCCGGAAAUCAUCCCUGAACGUGGGACCCACAGAUAGGCCAAGGAAGUCGCGGACUCCUAGUAGUGGCGGCGAAUCCGAGGAUCUGCCCAACGGCAGUAGUCUAGAGCGCUCACCCAGUGCCGGGUCUGAGGGAAGUCUCGCCUCCGGCGGAUCCUCCAAGAAAUCUUCCAAGCUAAGCAAUGGCAAGAUUUCUGGAGCAGCAGGAACCAAGCCAAAGGCCCACAAAUCCUGCAGUGACUCCACCACAGGCAACUCAUCCUCGGCCACCGCCUCCGCUUCGGACAGUGAUCAGCAACGGGUGAAGAGUGUGAAAAAGCAGGCCAAGAAGAAGACCACCGCUGGCAAGGUCGCCGCCGCCCACAAGCCGAUAGGAACCACCACAGCCGCUGAGUCACCACCGCCCGUCGUGGUUGAGGUGGUGCCAGCGACACAGACGCGACUGAAGAAGCUCUCGGCGGUGUCGAAUUUUUUCGCCAGCCGUCAGCAAGACGCAAAUAACGAGCCGAUCUUCCUCGAAAGCUCCGAGAGCUCGGGCGAACCGGAGGCUCUUUCACUGCCGGUGAUCUCGGGAUUCUCAAAGAUCUCGAAGAUAUCGGCAAACAGUCUGACCACAGACCUGCGAACGAACGAACCGCGAACGACGCCAUCGAGCGAAGCAAAUCCCACCUCACCCAUAACGAAUUCCCUGAGCUCGAGCACACGCUGUCCCAGAGAAACCACAACGGGAACAGGAUCGGGAACCAGAUUGCCCACGACCACGAUUAGCACCAGGGAUACCCAGGAUACGAGUCUAACGACCACGGCGAGCCUGACCACUUCGGAACAGGACGAACCCAGUUGGUGGCAGGACACCAGCUUGCAGAUUAACACAGCCUCUGCUUUGGAUCACAACAAUCGGACAGAGAUGCCCCCGUACAGGCUGAGACACAUUGAUUCUGGCGAGGAGCAGGCCUGGUGGCUGCAACGAGACGAGAAUGGGGACGACGACGACACGCUGGCUGAGGAAACCCUCAAUACACUGGACGACGAUGCCCAGGAAGUGAGCAAGGGCACUUGGUGGAGCCAGGAGGAGCAGGACUCUAGCAGCAGUCAGGUGAAGGCAAUGCCCAGGAGCAGGCUCUCGCCGGAAAAGGAUGCUUGGUGGCUGCAGGAGGAGGAGGGUCACAAGUCCCCCAGGGAGAACGGGGAUCUUAACAACAACAACAACAAUAUCGAACCCCAUGUGGAGGUGACCCUAAAGUUGCCUUCGAAUGGCAGCCGUAGCUCCAAGAGCCGAGGAGCCUCCAAGAGUUCUAAUGGCAGUUCAAAAGGUGGCGGCUCCAAUCCCUGGUGGCUGUCCGGUCCUGCGAAGAAACUAUUUAACGUACAGCGCGUGGAGUCCGGCGAGCGAGCCUGGUGGCAGGAGCAGCCGGAGGAGCAGGCCCAGGAGGAAAAGGAGAACGAACCGCCACCGGUGAAGCCGCCAACGCCACCACCGCGCAUCAUCAAGCAUUGGGAGUCCGGAGAACGAGCAUGGUGGCUCCAAGACGAACCCGAGGCCAGCAAACUUCCGGAGGCAGUCAGCAGCGAUGAUGAGGAGCAGGCAGUGUCCCGGGAUGAGGUGGACCUGAGGCAGAGCCACGGCCAACCCUUGGCAGAUGUUCCUCACGAGCUGAGCAGCUCUUUUGACUUCAACGCCUACUCGGAGCGACCGGUGCCGCUGGGUCAGUGCGCCAGUCCUGUGCGCUGUCCCUCGCCCUACGACAACAUUCCAAGGUCGAAGGUGCAGGAGCCUACACUCCCACUGCCGCCCACCCUCACCCCCACCCACUCGCACUCCCUCACCCCACCGUACACACUCCCCACCCUCCAGCCGCGCUUCUCCCCGCAAACUCGACGAGCGGGUGAAAAGCUUUUCAUUUCGCGACAUCAGAAUAUCGAUGAACUACUAGGCGGCGCCUGUCGACCUUUGAGUCCGCUCUUCUACAGCAAUCCCAAUCCGGCGGAGAGCGAGCUUACCCCACUGGCCAGCAAGAAUAUGUUCCUCCUGGAGGAGGUGACACCUGACCAGGUGCGAAUCCACGACAGCACCGCUCAGCUGCCGGUCAUCCAGCGAAUGCAACGCGAUGUCGAGUGGUUGGAGAAUGGUAGCAGCUUUUACGAGCCACCUAAACAACAACAACAAUCACAACACCAGCAGCUGCAGCAACAACAACAACAGCGCCGGGCAGAUUGCAAGCGUUUUGGCAGCCUGCCCGUCUUGUUACGAUAUCGACGCCUACACUUUGGUUUAUUUAUACAAAUAACCUAG